Lynx canadensis (Canada lynx) is the source of this 3195-nucleotide messenger RNA. It is a transcript of the gene UGDH, whose product is annotated as UDP-glucose 6-dehydrogenase. Gene Ontology annotation, molecular function: NAD binding; UDP-glucose 6-dehydrogenase activity. NCBI's taxonomy places the organism in Eukaryota, Metazoa, Chordata, Mammalia, Carnivora, Felidae. The transcript has 13 exons. Gene Ontology annotation, biological process: glycosaminoglycan biosynthetic process. Gene Ontology annotation, cellular component: cytosol; nucleus. Bases 353 to 1837 code for a protein of 494 amino acids. The record is from RefSeq and is a predicted model, not a curated record.
GGACCUGUGUCUGUGGCCAGAUUCUCUGCUGUGCCCACACGGUAGACCCUUAUAUUGGGAAUAUGAAUUUUUCAUGAAGGAGAACAAGGGACUAGGCCUGAAGCAAGUUGAAGCAAUAUUUCCGAAAUUGGAUGCCAAGCCGUUUCUACUGUAGGGGUACAGACAGUGGCAGUGAAUGCCAGAGACACAUCUUUGGUAAGCCUGUUCCAGGCUUGGCUGUCCCACAGGGCACUUGAGGCCUGGAGAGUAGUAAAAGGCAGAACUGAAGAGUAGAAGAAGGGUGAAGAAAUGAAAGAUGGAUGGUUGCCAGAAGUAAAUUUUGUCAGGCUCAGUAUUUUUCUUGGGUUCAAUCAUGUUUGAAAUUAAGAAGAUUUGUUGCAUUGGUGCGGGCUAUGUUGGAGGACCUACGUGUAGUGUCAUUGCUCAUAUGUGCCCUGAAAUCAGGGUAACGGUUGUUGAUGUCAAUGAAUCAAGAAUCAAUGCAUGGAACUCUCCUACUCUCCCUAUUUAUGAGCCAGGACUAAAAGAAGUGGUAGAAUCCUGCCGAGGAAAAAAUCUAUUUUUUUCUACCGAUAUUGAUGAUGCCAUUAAAGAAGCUGAUCUUGUAUUUAUUUCUGUGAACACUCCAACCAAAACCUAUGGAAUGGGGAAAGGCCGUGCGGCAGAUCUGAAGUAUAUUGAGGCUUGUGCCAGACGCAUUGUGCAAAACUCACAUGGGUACAAAAUUGUGACUGAGAAAAGCACAGUUCCAGUGAGGGCAGCAGAAAGUAUUCGUCGAAUAUUUGAUGCAAACACAAAACCCAACUUGAAUUUACAGGUACUGUCCAACCCUGAGUUCUUGGCGGAAGGAACAGCCAUCAAGGACCUGAAGAACCCAGACAGAGUACUGAUUGGAGGGGAUGAAACGCCAGAGGGCCAGAGAGCUGUGCAGGCACUGUGUGCUGUGUAUGAGCACUGGGUUCCCAGAGAAAAGAUCCUCACCACUAAUACUUGGUCUUCAGAACUUUCCAAACUGGCAGCAAAUGCUUUUCUUGCCCAGAGGAUCAGCAGUAUUAACUCUAUAAGUGCCCUCUGUGAAGCAACAGGGGCUGAUGUAGAAGAGGUGGCAACAGCCAUUGGAAUGGACCAGAGAAUUGGAAAUAAGUUUCUGAAAGCCAGUGUUGGUUUUGGUGGAAGCUGCUUUCAGAAAGAUGUUCUGAAUUUGGUUUAUCUCUGUGAGGCUCUGAAUUUGCCUGAAGUAGCUCGGUAUUGGCAGCAGGUCAUAGAUAUGAAUGACUACCAGAGAAGGAGAUUUGCUUCCCGGAUUAUAGACAGUCUGUUUAAUACAGUAACUGAUAAGAAGAUAGCUAUUUUGGGAUUUGCAUUCAAAAAGGACACCGGUGAUACGAGAGAAUCUUCUAGCAUAUAUAUCAGCAAAUAUUUGAUGGAUGAAGGUGCACAUCUCCAUAUAUAUGAUCCAAAAGUACCAAGGGAACAAAUAGUUGUGGAUCUUUCUCACCCAGGAGUUUCAGAGGAUGACCAAGUGUCUCGGCUCGUGACCAUUUCCAAGGAUCCAUAUGAAGCAUGUGAUGGUGCCCAUGCUGUGGUUAUUUGCACUGAGUGGGACAUGUUUAAGGAAUUGGAUUAUGAACGCAUUCAUAAAAAAAUGCUGAAGCCAGCCUUUAUCUUUGAUGGACGACGUGUCUUGGAUGGGCUCCACAACGAACUACAAACCAUUGGCUUCCAGAUUGAAACAAUUGGAAAAAAGGUGUCUUCAAAGAGAAUUCCAUAUGCGCCUUCGGGGGAAAUUCCAAAGUUUAGCCUUCAGGAUCCACCGAACAAGAAACCCAGAGUAUAGUCAUUGCCAUUUUUAUUUGUAAAUUUUUUGGUACUUUAGGAUAGCAGAUAUCUAUCUGAUAUUAAAUGGUAAAUGAACCAAGUGUUUUUAAGGAAACAAAACUAUUUUUUUAAUCAAAUUUAUACUAGCUAUAUGGGAAUUAGCAUAUCUGGUAUUAUGAAUCUAGAAUAUUUUUUACAUAUUUUUGUAAUUUUGUUACCUCAGUGAUUGGAAGAGUGGUAAAUAAUCAUGUUGGUUUUAAUGGUGUCGAUCUUUGUAAAAUACAGAUUAAACCUAAAACACUUUUUACUUUAUAAAAUGUCCAUAGGCAGCACUUUAAUAUCACAUGUACACUCUUCAGUUUUUCUGAUCAUUGGUUUAUUUACUUGUUAUUAAGUGUAUAUAUUUUAAACCGUGAAAUUGCUGUCCUAAACACUGGGCUAAACCUGUUAACCUUUCAGAAAGUGUCCUGGAGACUUAGAGGUUUCUGGCUUAAUUGGGUAAGGUGUUUCCCAAGCCAUUUCUUGUCUCUCUGAACAGACAGGGAAAAUUCAGUGGAUAGAAUGGGGCCUUGUGCUUUUUUCUUUUCUUAUCUUCCUUCCUUUCUUCCUUUCUCCUCUCCUCUCCUUUUUCUUUCUUUCUUUCUUUCUUUCUUUCUUUCUUUCUUUCUUUCUUUCUUCCCUUUUCUUUCUUUUUUGGAUGUGCUUAGAACAUUUUUCCUAUGCUUCCAUGUUACAAGUGACCCUAUAAGUUUGGUUUGGGUAAUGUUCCUUUGCUCCUUUUGUUUGAACGAGCUGCGUUGUUGGUUUUUUAGCCCAAGAAUGUCAUCACUGCUCAUUUCCAAUUGAUCCAAAUAAGACUAAAAGGCAAUUUUUUUUUUUAACAUGAAGAAAAUAUCAGUAUUGGUCUAGUUUAUUCUUCUUCAUGUCUCGUUUUUUCUCACUGAUCAUUAUUUUUUUAGUUCAAGAGCCAAAAAUAUUUGUUACCUUCAUUUUGCACUUUUAGUUCUAUAACUCAUUGAAGUUCCCCUUUUUCUUUAAAUAAGAAAAUCAAUAUAAUCUCAUGUAUGAACUUAAAAAAGUAGAUUUUACAAAUUACGUAUAGCAUUAUUCUAAAGUAAGAAUUUUUGUAUGUUUCCAUGUGCUUUUUUAUUACGUGUCUUAUUGACUUUGAUUUUGUCUUAUGCUUUAUCAUUAUUGAAAUAUGCCAGAUGUCCAUCUGAUGCUAUGCUCUGCUGAGAGUAUACAAAUCAAGUUAAACAGAUACAAACCUCAUCCUUUAGGAAUUUUGAGGUUCAGUUAGAAUACAGAAACAAAUACAAAGAUGAGAGACAUCUGUACAGAUAGCAAACACAUAAAUAAAAUAUUCUGUAUCAACAA